UAAUAAGUUUUAUUUCAAAUAGUACAAUCGUUUAAAAAUACUUAUCGUAAUGAAAAUUCUUUAAUUACAACACAUUCAUUGACGCUAAAAUACAUUAUAUAAGUGCUCUCUAACAAUGCAAUUUCAUGCUUUCACACAAUACUGUGACUGAUCAAUUAUUUACGUACUUACCUUUGGAGUUUAGAACUUUACAAUUGCUUAUAUCGAAAGGUCAACUCAAUACUGAGCAAUUUUAAAACAUGGGAAACAAAUCAUCGUUGUUACUGCGAGAGGAAGAAAUCGCACAAAUACAGGAAGAAACUGGCUUCACACCGAAUCAGAUAGAGCGUUUAUACUCCCGUUUCACGUCAUUAGAUAAGAAUGACUGCGGUACACUAGCGCGUGAGGACUUCCUGCGGAUACCGGAGCUUGCAAUCAACCCUCUCAGUGAGAGGAUAGUCCAUUCCUUCUUUGCUGAAAGUCAUGAUGACAGGGUCAACUUCCUGCAGUUUAUGCGAGUUUUAGCACACUUUAGACCAAUAAGGAAGAAUAGAGAAAAUAAGUUAAACAGUAGAGAGGAAAAGUUAAGAUUUGCUUUUUCAAUGUAUGACUUGGACAAUGACGGGAAGAUCUCAAGGGAUGAACUACUGGCUAUUCUUCACAUGAUGGUGGGAGUUAAUAUAAGUGAAGAACAAUUGACAAGUAUUGCUGAACGUACGAUACUCGAAGCUGACACGAACAACGACCAAAUGAUCUCAUUCGAGGAGUUCUGUCAUGCUCUGGAGCGCACCGAUGUGGAACAGAAGAUGUCCAUCAGGUUCCUCAACUGACCUUCGCACUCCUGAACUGAUUGCAUCAAAUACUGUCUGUAAUUAUUUACAGCCUUUUUACUAAGAUGACUUAGUUGUUUAAAAUUUGGAUUAACUAGUUUUCUAUUUGUUGGUUUUUAGCUAAGGGUUUAUUAGUUUAAAGGAUAAAUGGUAGCAGCAUGUUUUCUAGUUUUUUUUAUUUUGUUUUUUAUUGCAUUUCAAUUUACAAUUAGGUAUUUAAUGCAUUUGAAAUGCAUUGCAGGAGUUACGGUGCGACCAAAAAUGUUAUUUUUAAAAGUAAAUGUGUAUAUUUAUAUCAACGCCUCUGUAGAUAAAUAAAUAUUUAUUCAAA
Molecule: messenger RNA, 1140 nt
Organism: Papilio polytes (common Mormon)
Lineage: Eukaryota; Metazoa; Arthropoda; Insecta; Lepidoptera; Papilionidae
Gene: elm
Product: calcineurin B homologous protein 1
Exons: 4
Coding region: 240-809 (189 amino acids)
Molecular function (GO): calcium ion binding
Source: RefSeq, a predicted model, not a curated record